Molecule: messenger RNA, 1176 nt
Organism: Penicillium malachiteum
Lineage: Eukaryota; Fungi; Ascomycota; Eurotiomycetes; Eurotiales; Aspergillaceae
Product: Zn(II)2Cys6 transcription factor domain-containing protein
Exons: 1
Coding region: 1-1176 (391 amino acids)
Biological process (GO): regulation of DNA-templated transcription
Molecular function (GO): DNA-binding transcription factor activity, RNA polymerase II-specific; zinc ion binding
Source: RefSeq, a predicted model, not a curated record
AUGGCCUCAACAUCUCGACAACGCAAGCCCCGAGCUUCUUGUGACUCCUGCAACGAAGCAAGGGUACGUUGCUCUCAGGCGCGCCCCACCUGCGAACGCUGCGUGAAGAACAAAAUAAACUGCGUCUAUGGCAUUUCUCAACGGGCGGGCAGAAACCGUGCAUCGACCCAUCGAUCCGCAGACGAUCAAACCACGCUUGCAGGGGGACAUCGUCGACCAUCAACUAGCGACCCCGUUUUGUUGCUCCAGCAUCCCGGACACGCACAGAUCCCUGACGAAUUUCCGAUAAAUUCCAUACCCCUGCUCGACGACCUAACUAUGGGCCUCAAACCCCACGAGUUCCCGAACUCUAAUCAUUUCCCAGAAAUGUUUACUGAGAUGUUCACCGACUCCUCUCCUUUAUCAAGCAACUGGAAUCAAAGUGAUAUGAGCUCUACGGUUAGCCUAGGCAAUUGUGCCGCAGAUACAGCAACAUGCACCUGUGUUUCCAGCAUCUUCUCUUUCUUUUCCACACACCCCAUUCUCACAGGAACCAAUCCCGCCCCCAUCGACGCAUGUCUCGAGCAGGGACGAGAGUCAAUCAAUCUUUGCGAACGUGUGUUAAACUGCAUUGGCUUUUCCCAACACCACUACAGCUCUCUGGUCACUGUCGCUCUAUUCAUUGACCGCGUUGUUGCUAUCUAUGAUAGAGCAAAACAACAUUACCAACAAACUCUCUUUGUGAUGCCAUACCAUACCGAAUCUUCCACCAGAAGCUCAAGCUCUCUUUCACUUGCCAAUAGUAUGUCGACGGCGCAUACUGAUAUCUCCAGAGAGGAUAUUUUUGCUCAUCUCGAUGGAUCGAUCCGUCAGUCCGCGUACAUUGGGGAAUACCAAUUAGACAAAGACGAUUAUGUGAAAUUGACUUUUGAAAUCGUGUUCGGUCAUCUGGCCAGGGUCGAGAAGUUGCUCCGGAUCUUUAAAAACGGCACAUCGAGGGACGAUCACUUGGUAUCAACUACAACGGGAGGGAUUGCCCUUGUCCAGCCGACAUCUGAUCAUGAGUUAGAGUAUGACCACCAAACACUCGUGUGUGUAAAACUGGCAGAAUUGAUCGAGCAGCAGUUGAAUAUCACACGUAAUGGGUGGGAGUCAACUUGCAAGGAAUGGGAACUUUACCAGAUGAACGGUAGAUAG